AUGCCUGCUUCAUCUUCGAUGGACUUCUCUCGUCUACCGGUCGAGAUAUAUCACAAGAUAGUGAGAUCAUGCGUUCUCUUUCGCGACUUGAAGCGUGCUCUGCGUCUGCGGUUCGUCUCACGUGCCUUUGGUGUCGCCGUACUAGACGCCAUUUUCGACUCGUGGGACCUGUUCAGCAACGACGAAGUCUCGUUCUGGCUCGGAAGCCACAUCACAACCCCAAAGCUGUGGGUCACGGAUAUGUUUAACAAACAUUUUGUUCAUCGCAUUUUGAUGCCGUCCGCCCUCCUAAACAGUGUUGAUGUCGAGAUAAUCAGGCGCGUCGCGGAGAAGAUUGCCAGGCAGCGCCUACUCCUCUCGGAAGACUCUGCAGCCACAAAGCCUGACUGGCCUCGACGUCUUGACGCCGAAUACAGGCGGUGCGUCAAGGAAAUGUGCGGCUGGUUCCGACGCUGUAUGCCGACAUGUGUCGAUGAUUUGACCCUUCAUCAAUAUAUGACGUCUCCCUUAUCCUACGAAAUUUGUCUGAUCCGCACCGCGGCGUACCUAGGCGAGCUGGAGAUCACGAAGAGGCUUCUGGCCCAGAGCAGCUUCCCCAACAUUGAAGACUUGGCAAUCACUGCCGCAAGCAGUGGUAGCCUGGAUCUGGUUACCUCUCUUGUUGCACACCAAACGGAGCUGCCAACCUUGUCUCUCAUUGGCUCGCUAUCCAGAGCUGCUUUAGAGGCGAGCAGAUUGCAAGUGCUGAAGCACUUGCUGGAUCUCGCGGCGCAAACUUCAGUGGAUGAAACAUCGCUUGAAGCAGCCACAAAUUUCCACCAAGAUUUAGUGUGCGGUUGCGAUAGCACCCGAUCCCUUGCCUGCUUUCGACUGGCAUACGAGUACCACCUGCACUUCCGAAGUUUGGACGACUAUCGCGCCAACUGUCCUUGGAGAAAGUGGGAGAAGGCAAUGCUGAAAAGCCGAUGCUCCCUGGCCGCUUGUGACGGCGACGUGGAGUUCUUGGGUUAUUUCAUCAAUGCAUGGCCUCGCCAGCUAGCUCGCCAGGAUUUCUUAUUUAGACUAGUGGAGUACGCUGCCAGGUUCAAUCGUUUUGAGGCAUUGGGAUUUCUCGUGGAGAAGGCGCAUGCAAAAGUCAGGGCGGCCCAUAUUAUGAUCGCAAUGGCAAGUGGUUCGGUCCGGGUCGUGGAGCUGCUCUUGGCAUACUACCUGGCAGAGUCAAACAGGUCUUGUUCCGGGGCUACCGAGGGGAAUUAUUUGGCCACGCAAACCCACAGCCUCAAGGACAUACUUUACCUUGGACUACUGGAAGCCAGCAGAAGGGAACAUGACGCCGUCGUCCGCUGGGGACUGGCAAAAUCCCGGGAGUUAGGUGGCAUAGACAUAUCUGACAUUGUCGAGUGGCAUAGACCUUCUCAGCAACCCUCCAAGGCGGCAGAAAUGGGGAUGGAUUUGAUGCUUGAUGAUUGGAUCACUGAUUACAAUGACUAG
Pyricularia oryzae 70-15 is the source of this 1491-nucleotide messenger RNA. RefSeq lists its product as uncharacterized. The coding region runs from base 1 to 1491 and encodes 496 amino acids. The transcript has a single exon. The record is from RefSeq and is a predicted model, not a curated record. NCBI's taxonomy places the organism in Eukaryota, Fungi, Ascomycota, Sordariomycetes, Magnaporthales, Pyriculariaceae.